ACCACUGGCUUUAUGUUCAUGGUUUAAUGUGUUUGGCUUGAGCUGAAGUUGUGGCGUAGCCUGAAUAACACGGAUGUGAACCACUGCUUUCAUCUAUGUUUGCAGUGUUUAGGUGUUAGCGAUAGCAUCAUUAGCUGCUGGGUUGCUAACGGCAGCUAGCGAAUGUUAGCAGUCAAUAUGGCAGCUGUUAGCUAGAACGAAACGGAAAUGAGGUGAAUGUUGACGUCAAGUUUAAACCAUUAAAAUGGUGAAACAAAACUACGGAGGUGAAGUUAUAUAUGUUGGGCAAUUUCAAUAGGAUGAGCGAAGAAAUAUAUAAAGGGACAUCAAAAUAAUACGAUUGUGAUUAGUCAUGAAGCGUUAACGGUGUCUUAUUUUGUAAUUCCUCAGAAAUCGGGGUUAGUUUGGGUAACUUGAUGGUUUCUGACGUUACCAUAACGCUUAAUUAAAAACGAAAAAAGUCCAACACAGAAUCGCCUUAUGACGUUAUGGCAAUUAAUGUAUGUGAUGUUCACAUUGAAGAUAAAACGGUACCAACAGUGAGAGACCUUCAAGUAUCCGGUUACCGGAAAUGGUGCUGUUUUACUCAGUCACCCAUAGAUGUACAUCUAUGUCUGUCACCAAUGUGACAUUUUAGCUACAAGUUUUUUUUCAGUAGAAGCAGCAGAGAUGACCAAGCAGCAGAGUCCAGUAAAAGCACCCCACUGGAGCAGUGUGUGAUGCGUUUGAUGCUGUCAUUGCUCUAGCUUCUGCAGAGCAUUUGAUGCUUCAGGAUGCAGAUCCUGGUGGUGAAGCUGCUUGGCCUUCUGGGAUUGUUCGGCCUCAUGCUGGCAGGUGUACUGGUCCCAGUUCGCCUUCUACUGAUCAACUACAACAAGGCGCACACAUACAGGAGGGCUCUGUCUUUGUGUAACUCAUUUGGAGGCGGUGUGUUCCUUGCAACAUGCUUCAAUGCUCUCCUGCCUACCGUCAGAGACAAGGUGGGUGAUGUUUUAAAACAGCUGCAGAUCAGCAGCGACUAUCCCCUGGCUGAGACGAUGAUGAUGCUCGGCUUCUUCCUCACCGUCUUUGUGGAACAGACCAUCCUCACCUUCAGGAAGGAGAAGCCGUCCUUCAUUGACCUGGAGACCUUCAACGCCGGCGGCUCAGAGGCCGGCAGUGACUCAGAGUACGACACGCCCUUCAUCUCCUCGGCACAGGACUCCCCAGGUGGUGGGAGUGGUCACCGCUCGCGCGGUCACCAGCACAGCCAUUUCAGCCCGGUUGAGCUGGCAGGGGCGGGGCCUCUGCGCCUCGCCAGUCUUGUUCUGGCUCUUUCGGCUCACUCGGUGUUUGAGGGCCUGGCGCUCGGGCUGCAGGAGGACAUAGCCAAGCUGGGCAGCCUCUUCCUGGGUGUGGCAGUGCACGAGACGCUGGCCGCCAUUGCUCUCGGGGUCAGCGUGGCCAAGGCGUCACUUGGCAUGAAGGAUGCCGCCAAGCUGGGUGUCAUGGUCAGCCUGAUGAUCCCGCUGGGCAUAGUGGUAGGAAUGGGCAUCGAGUCAGCUCAGACGCUGGCAGGCAGUGUGGUGUCGGUGGUGCUACAGGGACUUGCCGCCGGCACCUUCCUGUUCGUCACCUUCUUUGAGAUCCUGUCCCGAGAGCUGGAAGACAAACGGGACCGACUCCUCAAAGUGCUCUUCCUCAUCCUCGGAUACACAGUGCUCACCGCCCUCAUCUUCAUCAGGUGGUGACAGACAGAAUGUCAUCGAAACACACAGCAACACCAAAGAAAAACUAACAGCUCUGAGAGACGGAGGCAUGUGGAGCCACUGUUGGUUCAGCUUCAGUGCCUCCCAAUGAUUUGUGCUGAGAACACAGACUGUAUUUAUUCUGGUGUGAAGAAGCCUCAGCUGUCUGUUUCAAACAGAUGUAUGACUACGCAGCCGGUUAGUCUGUGAUACGGCGCUCAGGCUUGACUCUGCUGACCUCUGUGCAGUUUCCUUGUGAACAGAAAAUUUCUUUACAUUCAGAGGCUCUCACCAAAACUCUGUCUCCUAUGUUUAACUAAUAUAUAGAAUACAGCAGUAGUCAGUUAAUCAAUUAACAAAGCAUAUCGGUAACUGACCACCAGUUAAACAAAACGUCUACCUGGGCUGUAGGAUGAUAACAGGCCUUUCACAAUUUUCUGACAUUUUAUAGACAAAUAACUGAUUAAUAGUGAAGCAGUCUGUAGAUUAGUGGCUGAUGAGUUAAUCAUUAGUUGCAGCCACAGAGUAAAUUUCCUCCUGAAUCAUUCAAAGCUGAUUUUUGUAAGAAUUUGUAGCUUGCGUUGUUUAGGUCCAUGUUUAAUUCUAACAGUGCCCGGCCUUUGUUGGUCUGUCGCCCACUGAGCUGCUGCUACUGAUCUAGACCAAUCCACCUUGACCUUCUCACUUGGUUGCAGUUAUGUGCAGGUGUAUUCCAUGACCCUGUGAUAUCACUGCUGGGCGUGGUUACAGGUGCAGCAGAGUGUGACUGAACAAACUGUUCACACUCAUGUUGUCUUACAGGGAAACACAGGCACUACUGUAGGUGAUACAUGGAAUAGUAGAUCUCAUUUAAUCGAGAUGGGCUCUUUGAGCUUUUUCUUAUAUGCAGUGUCUGCUUUAUUAGGCACACCUGUACAGUCCAUUCCAGCCCAGCUACUGUCGGUUUGUGUGAUUGACUUUCCAUAGAGAAAUGCUUCCAUUAAUGCGUUAUAUUCAGAGGUGUUUCUAAUAUUCUGACCACCUCAGAUGUAAAUUAGGAGGAAAACCAUUAGAAACACCUCAACAUGUACUCCAGUACAACACCACUUUUGACUAAUGCGGACACUGCGCUGCCAACAAUUGAGCCUGUAGUAUUGAAUUGUCAUAGAUUGUCCAGGUGUACCUAAUAAAGUGGUCAACAAAUGUGUAUUGAAGCAGUUUGUAAGAUACUCCUGCGUUUUACAAACCUGCUGAAGUCCAGAUGUUUCAGAUCAACUUGUGAAUAAACACACUGGAGCCUUUUCACAGUGGAUCCAUGAACACGUUUAUA
Messenger RNA from Monopterus albus (swamp eel), 3036 nucleotides. RefSeq names its product zinc transporter ZIP3. The record is from RefSeq and is a predicted model, not a curated record. Lineage: Eukaryota; Metazoa; Chordata; Actinopteri; Synbranchiformes; Synbranchidae. Gene Ontology annotation, molecular function: zinc ion transmembrane transporter activity. Gene Ontology annotation, cellular component: plasma membrane. Gene Ontology annotation, biological process: zinc ion transmembrane transport. Bases 774 to 1730 code for a protein of 318 amino acids. The transcript is spliced from 3 exons.